ACCAAUAAGUUUUCAAAAAGGGCUGUUAUACGCACAUUGCAUUUUCAAACGGCAUUUUCGCUACAAAAUUGUUUCAUGUAAAGAAUAAUUUCGUAUUAUAAGUAAUUGAAAUAAUAAAGAAAUAAGUUGAAUACAAAGACGAAAUGUAUAGAAAGCCAAUUAGUGCUUUAAAUGGCAAGGAGAACCAUUUGCAGGCGAUAAAACCGCUGCCUCCGCCACCGCAGAAACAACAUAAUACGAAAAAUACCUUAAACGAAGAUAUGAAAGGCGUAUCCCCAAUUGCUAUGCCAAGACCAAUGCCUUCCAAUAGAGCUGGAAAUUUGCUAGUAGGUCUACCUGCUUCAAGAACAACUCAAGUUACAUCUACAGCUGUCACGCAGAAGAAAUUAUUAACAAGCAACAAUCCUGUUCGCACAAUAACAGGACCUUUGGUUUCAUCCACGAAACACAUUAGCCAACAAGCCGUUGCACCUGCAGCUACAGUAUCCAUGACAAAACCUAGCGCCUCUGUCGUGUCAACUUCAUCUAGCAAUAAGGUUGCAAGUAAUCAAACAAAAACAGACAAAGAAAGAUCCAAUUUCGAACCAAAUGCAAACUCAACAGGAGUACCACCGAAAACAGUUGCGAAAGUAGAAGACAAAGAUUCGAAAGAUGAAUCAAAUAAAGCUGAAAACGAAAAGACUGGUGAGUGUAACAAAAAGGAAAAGAAAUCGUGGUCAUUGAGCAAUUUCGAUAUUGGAAGACCACUUGGACGAGGCAAAUUCGGUAAUGUAUAUCUUGCACGCGAAAAAGAAUCAAAAUUUGUUGUUGCACUCAAAGUGUUAUUUAAAAAGCAGAUACACGAGUCAAACGUAGAACAUCAAGUAAGGCGGGAAAUUGAAAUACAGUCACAUUUAAGACACCCACAUAUACUGCGUUUAUACGGUUAUUUUCACGAUGAUGCACGCAUUUAUCUUAUAUUAGAAUAUGCACCCAAGGGAACACUUUUCAAGGAAUUACAAUCACAGCCAUUGAAACGUUUUAACGAACCGACCUCAGCUAUUUAUAUACGCUCUCUAGCAUCAGCAUUGCAGUAUCUACAUGAGCGUGAUGUUAUACAUCGUGAUAUCAAACCGGAAAAUUUAUUGUUGGGACACAAGGGUGAUUUGAAAAUAGCAGAUUUUGGAUGGUCAGUGCACGAACCGAACUCUAUGCGCACAACAUUAUGCGGCACACUUGAUUAUUUGCCACCUGAAAUGGUGCAAGGCAAGCCACAUACUAAAAAUGUAGAUCUUUGGAGCUUAGGAGUUUUAUGUUACGAACUGAUUGUGGGUCGUGCGCCAUUCCUUGCUACUGACUAUGACGAGACAUAUAAAAAAAUAAUUAAAGUUGAUUACAAAUUACCGGAAUUUGUUUCACGCGCAGCAGCACAUUUUAUUUCCAAACUUCUGGUGUUAAAUCCCCAACAACGCCUUCCGCUGGAUCAAGUAUUUCUACAUCCUUGGGUUGCCGCACACAUUAAAUAACAACUAUACAUACGACUUAAUCAAUUUUUCAUCUUUAUUUAUAUUAUUUAACAUACAUAACGAAAGGAUAGCUAGUAUGAUAAUUUGGAAAUAUAAAAGUUGCUUAUUCUGAAAAAAUGUUCAAAAAGAAAUUAUAAGACAUCUGCGUAUAUUAUUUGUAUUAUACAUACAUAUGUGUGUACGUGUGUGUACAGAAUGAUUAACUUAAUAGAGAACAUUAAGCGCUAUCCUUUCUUUACUCCAUGUUACUAUAUAGCGCUAUUUUUUUAAACUUCUCUAUUGCAACAUUGUCAGUGUGCACUUUUUAGUUUUGCAUGUUUUAUUAGUGUAGUUAUUUUA
This is a messenger RNA of Bactrocera latifrons, 1844 nucleotides long. It is a transcript of the gene aurA, whose product is annotated as serine/threonine-protein kinase Aurora-2. Gene Ontology annotation, biological process: mitotic spindle organization; regulation of cytokinesis; protein phosphorylation. The transcript is spliced from 2 exons. The coding region runs from base 144 to 1505 and encodes 453 amino acids. Gene Ontology annotation, cellular component: spindle pole centrosome; chromosome passenger complex; spindle midzone. Lineage: Eukaryota; Metazoa; Arthropoda; Insecta; Diptera; Tephritidae. The record is from RefSeq and is a predicted model, not a curated record. Gene Ontology annotation, molecular function: ATP binding; protein kinase activity.